Molecule: messenger RNA, 988 nt
Organism: Agrilus planipennis (emerald ash borer)
Lineage: Eukaryota; Metazoa; Arthropoda; Insecta; Coleoptera; Buprestidae
Product: anaphase-promoting complex subunit 10
Exons: 3
Coding region: 248-793 (181 amino acids)
Biological process (GO): anaphase-promoting complex-dependent catabolic process; protein K11-linked ubiquitination
Cellular component (GO): anaphase-promoting complex
Source: RefSeq, a predicted model, not a curated record
ACUUCCGCUUGCUUCUCCUCUCAUUUCCUUUUGAUAUAUAAUGUAGCUGUUGAUCAGCUGAUUUUGGUGAUUUGGAGAUAGAAAAGCCGGUCGUAUCGUUAUGGUUUUAGGUGGAAAACUCGUAUACAUUUCUUAUUCACUGUGAAUAUUACUUCUUUGUUCGUUAUUUAUCACAAAUAAUAAAGCGCCAUUGGGAAUUUCAACGAACAUUUGAAAUUAUUUAUUUUUCUUACAAAAUUCAUUCAAAAUGACAGAAGAGCUUGAUCCCGUUGUAAAUGAACGUUUAGGCAAAGUUAGAGAAGUCGGUAAUCAAGCAAUUUGGAGUUUGUCAUCUUGCAAGCCAGGUUUUGGAGUUGAGCAACUUCGUGAUGAUCGAAAUGAUACCUAUUGGCAAUCGGAUGGGCAACUUCCACAUUUAGUUAAUAUACAAUUCCAAAGAAAAACCACAAUAAGCGACAUUUACAUUUAUACAGAUUAUAAAUUAGAUGAAAGUUACACUCCUAGUCGUAUUUCAAUUAGAGUUGGUACCCAUUUCAAUGAUUUACAGGAAGUCGAAGUAAAAAUGUUAUCAGAACCUUCAGGGUGGGUUCAUAUUCCUAUAAAAGACAUUCGUGACAAACCUAUAAGGGUGUUUAUGAUACAAAUUGCUGUAACUAGCAAUCACCAAAAUGGUCGUGAUACGCACAUGAGACAAAUUAAAAUCCAUAGCCCAGUUGAAGGAUUGGGAAUCGCCAUGGACAAUUUUGCUAAAUUUUCUAGUGUGGCUUGCCAACAAUACGCUACUAUAAGAUGAAAAUUUAUAAAAAUAGAAUGUAAAUUUUGUUUGUUUUUACAAAUAUACUUAAGCAUCUUUUAAAAUAAUCAUUUGUAUAAGUUUGUUAACAAGUGGAAGCUUGUGAAGUUUGAAAAGGUCAUGAUUAUGAUGAAAACCGGUCUGCAUUAUUUUUGUAAUAAAAAUUAAUGUUAAUAAAGAAAGUGUAUCAAUUUA